GAGAUGAUAGACAACCUCGGCGCGCAGACGGCCGACCUGGUGCUGGACUACAUUCGAGGCAUUGUCUGGUGGAAGCAGCACAGGUUUGGCGAAAUGGUGAGGACCACUGGCCUCAUGAGUUUCAAGGGGCACGUCGCGGCCGAGAUCAGCGCCCACACGGGCGUGGACCUGAACUUAGUCGAAUUCCAGGAUAAGGAGCAGAUGAGCUUCAAGCUGAUCAGUUGGAACGCUCCGGGAAUCGCAAAGCACAACGCCGAGUCCUUUGCGGCGACGCUGCGCGAGCAGCACGAUUACGAUGUGGCCAUCCUCCAGGAGGGGGGCUAUUGGGGCAAGACCACGAAGCUAGAGGCCGGCGAAGGCGACCUCUACUUGGUCACACCGCGAGUCGAGGGGCAGAAGCAGAUGGGACACUCUCUCAGCCGGCACGAGGACUCCAUGGAGGAGCUCUCCGACCUGGUCAUGAUGGCGCCGCCCGGGGCGUGUCCGAUCGCGGGCGCGGACGCGCAGACGGCUCUGCCUCCCCCGCAGGCGGGCGAGGAGCGCUGGAUUGGGGACUUCCCGGUCGGUCAGCGCACGCGUCGCGCCGAGAUUUUGACGCGGCUUCUGGCGCAGCGCGACCUUGCGGCGACGAACACGUUCACUGCGGCGGCCAGCGGACCCACUUCCCACUACGACUUCAAGCACCCGCCUGCCCAGAUCGACUAUGGCCUGAUACCUGCUCGCGACAUCUGGAAGGUCAGCACCACGCUCGAAGAGAUCGCCGACAGCGCGCGGUCCGACCACUCGGCCAUCAAGCUGGAGCUCACCCUCGACACCACGAGGCGCUACGUCUGGAUCGGAGGCCGCGCGCCUAUGAAGGGCUGGACCUGCCUCGACAACGGCUUUCAGCGCUGGAGCCGCAGCGCCUGCUACGCCGACCGCAACCCAGCGCCGAUUGCAUCUAUGACGGGCGCCGUGCACCUGGCUGCCGCAGCCCGCGGCAGGGGUCCGCCAGCGCGGAAAGUCCCCAAGCUCCCCGAGAGCCACGAGCUCAUGCAGAUGCCGCGGAUACUGGAGGCGCGUCGGCGGGACACCCGCGACCGCGCGCAGCGCGCGAUCUACAGCAAGGACAUCAUAAGGAUUCGCAGGAAGAUCUGGACCGCGAACAGGGCCCUGCAGCACGGCUUACACGAGGCUGGCAAUCCUCGAGCACGAGCACCUCACCGAGCUCAGCCUGGGCCGGCCUACAACCAGCUGGUGAACACGGAGGGGGAGAUCGAGGACGACCCGCUGCGGAUCAAGGACCCUGUCGGGGCCUCUGCCUACCCCACCCACUUCAUGAAGGAGGAUGCGCUCGACAUCCCGCCCUUCUCGCCCCAGAUGCUCCGCGAGGCUCUGAACGACAUGAAGACCAUGAAGGCGCCUGGCGUGGACGGGGUGGUCGCCGAGGUCCUGCAGGCCCUCGACUCGGGCUUCCUUGCCUCGCUUGCGGCCGUCUUCGAGAACCGCUUCCGCGGGGUGCCAGAGCACGCCGGGGGCCAAGCCUG
Molecule: messenger RNA, 1526 nt
Organism: Prorocentrum cordatum
Lineage: Eukaryota; Dinophyceae; Prorocentrales; Prorocentraceae
Source: the annotation of a GenBank genome assembly